CAGUAGGGCGACACUUUUUUUGCUAUACUUUGUAUACCAAACUUGAAUUUUUAUAUAAAUUGGCAAAAUUGUACGUCAAAAUGAAAAAAUUUAAACGUCGGAAACGUCGUAAUUGUCAAAUUUUGACUCGAACAAUUAUUUCCUAACCGCCAUAUUAUAUUGCAACCACCGAGUAACCACGCCCGGAAUUUUGGAUUUUUAGUUUUUUCUGCAUAUAUGUUUUCUGAGCCCUAAUACUUUAUUGUGAGAAUAUUAUUCGUCGCUUCUAGGGAUUUACUAUGGAAAAUACAGUGAAACGUAAUGUGAGAUAUCAAAAAUGUACUAUUUGUGGUCUAAAGAGGACCCCUGGACUGGAGCCAAUGUAUUUUUGAAGAAGUUUCCACUUGAUCCAGAUCGUUUUCAAGAUAUAACAAAUUCAGAGAAUGUGCAAUGCAAUGAAAAUAUUUUAUCUAAAAAUGCUGAAUACAGCUUUCUCCCUUUGCCCUCUACUUCGCAGCCACCACAAGGACUUACUUUUGAAAAAACACUAGUUUCCCAGAAUGAAUCAGUAGAAAAUGUUAAAGUUCCUGUUCGCAACUAUGAAAGAAUUGUGGGAAAACCUAAUAGAAAUAGAGAUUCUACAUUAACUGAACGUGAGAAGAUCCUGCUGAGUCAUUUGACUCAAACUAAAUUAAGCUUAAAGCGUUUGGCAGUCGAAAUGCGAACUGUGAGGAAGACACAAAUAAAUUAUUUGUAGCUUAUAACGAUAUUAGCAGGGUCCGCACUGACAUGCCUAAUAGAAAUAAUAAUGAUGACAUUCAAGUUGUUGAUGAGAUAUUUUAUCCUGUUUUGUCUUUGCCCAAUGAAAUCGAUUUCUUUUUAUAUGAAAAUGAUUUAUGUAACUUUUUGGAGCAGUCAGUAGUAUAUGUUAGUGGUUAUUUACUUGCAAAAUUAUUAGACGAAAUGUCAGAAAUGUAAAGAUUCGUUAAAAGUUGAUAAACCAGUAGACGACUUAAACAAUUAUAUUACUUUUAAAGAAUGGUGGAAAGAUUCGAGCUCAUUGUGCUUUCCUUCUAAACCUUUAUGUCAUUUUGUAAACAAGAGCCAAAUUCAUUUCAAAGCUAUUAUAUCUCAGGACUUACAAAUUAAAAAUAUAAAGCAGUAGACUAGUUUGCAAUUAAGUAAUGAGCAUUUUAUAGAAAAAAACAAAUCAAUUAAUUCAUAAUCUUUGUUUAUUAUUCAUUAGAAAAUCAUGUAAAGACAAAAAUAUACAAUUAGAAUAAUGUAAUCAAGACAAAGCUUAGAUAACAAUUUUUAAGAUUCUUGUUGAAUAUUUAUAUUUAUAUUGUCAGUACUAUAAAACAAUGUUUGUAGAAAACAUACAUAUUGGCAGUUCUUCUU
Melitaea cinxia (Glanville fritillary) is the source of this 1380-nucleotide messenger RNA. RefSeq lists its product as uncharacterized. The record is from RefSeq and is a predicted model, not a curated record. Lineage: Eukaryota; Metazoa; Arthropoda; Insecta; Lepidoptera; Nymphalidae. The coding region runs from base 317 to 736 and encodes 139 amino acids. The transcript has 6 exons.